This is a messenger RNA of Strongylus vulgaris, 423 nucleotides long. Lineage: Eukaryota; Metazoa; Nematoda; Chromadorea; Rhabditida; Strongylidae. The record is from the annotation of a GenBank genome assembly.
AUGAACGCCUACAAAUGCUUUCGAGAUCUGACUAAAGUAUCCGUAUACAACAUCCUUUACAUCCGAACAAAAUACACUGUAGUGGGAUGCCAACGUGUGUCUAUACCCACUAUCGAAUAUCGCUCGGCAAGAGAAACAGGUCUCAUUCAUGGACACAAACUUAGCGAAGUAUUUCCUGGUUUAAGCACCACCGAUGAAAUCGAAGAUGAAAACAACAGACUACCAUUGUGGGGAACCAACCUGUAUCUACAAAGUGUCUACUCCAUUAUGAGUGGCGAACUGGCAUCUUUUAACGGCGAAACCCUCGCUAGCACCCUCGGACACCUGGACAACUGUUCCCUUUCCAACAGAGAAUGCCUGACUCCCUUUGAAACCUUAGUAUGGGAACUAGUCAGAAAUGCUCCAUGUGCCCCUUUAGCUUAA